Electrophorus electricus (electric eel) is the source of this 1921-nucleotide messenger RNA. RefSeq names its product ALG1 chitobiosyldiphosphodolichol beta-mannosyltransferase (gene alg1). Lineage: Eukaryota; Metazoa; Chordata; Actinopteri; Gymnotiformes; Gymnotidae. The record is from RefSeq and is a predicted model, not a curated record. Gene Ontology annotation, cellular component: endoplasmic reticulum. Gene Ontology annotation, molecular function: mannosyltransferase activity.
AACAAUAAUGGCGGACGCCAAUGCCGCAGUGCUGUUUGUGACAGUGGCGCUGGUUAUGGUGGGACUGCUGUCUGGACUAAGCCUGUUAUGGGCUCUGCUGCCAGUCGCGGUCGUACUGUUCAUUUUUAUAGUGGCGCGAAGCUUGAAAGGUCGCGAUGAGUUUGCUCACCUGAACGUUUGCGUGCUGGUGUUGGGAGACAUAGGACGCAGUCCGCGCAUGCAGUACCACGCUCUCUCUUUCAGCAGACAUGGGUACAAUGUCACCUUUAUAGGAUUUCUCGGUACCAAACCCCAUCGAGACAUUCUUGAAGAUGACAGAAUAGACAUCAUUCCAAUUUCUGAACUUAAGAGUCUCCAAGUUGGCCCUAAAAUCUUUGUAUAUGUCUCCAAGGUGAUAUGUCAGUCUCUGCAGCUGUUUUACGUUUUAAUGCAGCUAGAGGACCAGGCUUAUAUUCUUUUGCAGAAUCCUCCUGGACUACCAAGUAUUGCUGUAACAUGGCUAGUGAGUCGAAUCAUUGGGGCGCAGUUUGUGAUAGACUGGCACAAUUAUGGUUACUCCAUUAUGGCCCUCACUCAUGGGGAGAGGCAUCCAAUCGUUAAAGCUGCAAAAUGGUAUGAGAAAUUUUUUGGCCGUUUGUCUGAUCACAACCUGUGUGUCACCAAUGCCAUGAGACACGACCUUCUCAAGAACUGGAACAUAAAGGCAACGACUCUGUAUGACAAGCCACCUAUGAUAUUUAGAGAAACACCUCUGAAGGUUCGACACGAGUUGUUCGCUAGAAUGGCCAGUGCUUACCCACCGUUCAAGGCUUGUUCUGAGAUCAGUAAGGAAAACACUGACCUGACUGCAUUUACGGAGCGCAACACCAAAACGGAAGAAGUGUCACUGGCUGCUGGGCGACCUGCCAUGCUCCUCAGUAGUACCAGCUGGACUGAGGAUGAGGACUUCUCAAUUCUUUUAAAGGCACUUGAAGAUUAUGAAGGGAUUGCGAAAGAGAGCCAAUGUCUUCCAUCACUGGUGUGCGUCAUCACAGGCAAAGGUCCUCAGAAGGAAUAUUACAAAAAGAUAAUUGACUCCAAGGACUUUACACAUGUGAGGAUCUGCACUCCAUGGCUGGAAGCAGAGGACUAUCCAGUUCUAUUGGGUUCUGCUGACCUCGGGGUCUGCUUGCACAAGUCCUCCAGUGGUCUUGACCUUCCAAUGAAGGUGGUCGACAUGUUUGGCUGUUGUCUUCCUGUCUGUGCCAUAAACUUCCAAUGCUUGGACGAGCUGGUGAAGCAUGAGGAGAACGGGCUGGUCUUCGGAGACUCGUCUGAGCUGGUCGAGCAGCUGAAGAUGCUCCUCUGCGACUUCCCUAAUGAACACGGAAAGCUGAGCCACUUCCGGAAGAACCUGAGAGAGGGCAGGCAACAGCGCUGGGACGAAAACUGGGACCUCAACGUGCUGCCUCUGUUCAAGGAGCACUGUGACUGAGCAGCAGCGGAGUGAACCAACUCGCCUCCAACAGGGGGUUCGGGCAGGGAUUUGUACAGGGUAAAUGAGCACUACAUGUUCGAAUGCCCCUCUUUUGGGUCAUCUGCAUUCCAGCAAUUACAAUGGAUAAGACUUGAACAUAAGAGCAAAAAGCACACUGUCCAUGUAAAUAUAAUGUAAAUAAAUACUUUAUUACAAUAGGAUUUUGACAGCUUUGUCAACAGUGUACCUUGAUCAUUUCUAUGGAGACGAUUCUGUUGUAUGGGAAGACUUGUGUGACAGGAUGUGUAAUGACGAUGUGUUUCAAUCCAGCCUUUUCUGUAUGUGAGGAAAUAAGGUUUGCUUUUCAUUUACUAUUUUGAUGAAUAUCUGUUCCAAUAUUACAGGUACAUUUUGUGUGGAUGAAGUGACUGCAAUGACAUUAAACUCACCCAAUUCAUUCUUAAA